Messenger RNA from Musca vetustissima, 2765 nucleotides. RefSeq names its product serine/threonine-protein kinase minibrain (gene mnb). The record is from RefSeq and is a predicted model, not a curated record. NCBI's taxonomy places the organism in Eukaryota, Metazoa, Arthropoda, Insecta, Diptera, Muscidae. Bases 38 to 2764 code for a protein of 908 amino acids. Gene Ontology annotation, biological process: positive regulation of DNA-templated transcription; peptidyl-threonine phosphorylation; protein autophosphorylation. Gene Ontology annotation, molecular function: protein serine/threonine/tyrosine kinase activity; transcription coactivator activity; protein serine/threonine kinase activity. Gene Ontology annotation, cellular component: nucleus. The transcript is spliced from 8 exons.
UUCCCCCGCAUACCACGACAAAUAGAACGGUCUUUAUAUGUAUAGACUAGAGGAUACAAGCGGCGCCGCAAUGGACAAAGCCAAACAAAAAUUAUCUGCAGCUUAUGUAUCCAGCGCGGCAGCUGCUGUCGAAGCCGGUAGUGGUGGAGGUCGCCAGCGACAUGCUCCCCUAUACGGCCGUUUUGUUGGUGAAGAAGAGCUUCCUGCAACACAUCGCGAAGUUAUGCAUCAUCGAUCUAGUCCAACUUCUUCAUCAGAGGUGCGCGCCAUGCAAGCACGAAUUCCAACACAUUUUCGUGAUCCCGCAACGGCGCCGUUACGAAAAUUAAGUGUGGAUUUAAUAAAGACCUACAAACAUAUAAAUGAGGUUUAUUAUGCAAAAAAGAAACGACGUGCCCAACAGACACAAGGCGAAGAUGAUUCCUCAAAUAAAAAGGAACGGAAAUUAUAUAACGAUGGUUAUGACGACGAUAAUCACGAUUAUAUAAUAAAACAUGGUGAGAAAUUUUUGGAUCGCUAUGAAAUCGAUUCAUUGAUUGGCAAGGGUAGUUUUGGACAAGUGGUCAAGGCGUAUGAUCAUGAAGAGCAAGGUUAUGUAGCAAUAAAAAUAAUUAAAAACAAAAAACCGUUCCUAAAUCAGGCACAAAUCGAGGUUAAACUAUUGGAAAUGAUGAAUCGGGCAGAUGCAGAAAACAAAUAUUAUAUUGUUAAACUUAAAAGGCAUUUUAUGUGGCGCAAUCAUUUAUGUUUAGUAUUUGAGUUAUUAUCCUAUAAUUUGUAUGAUUUAUUACGUAAUACAAAUUUUCGCGGCGUAUCAUUGAAUCUAACGCGAAAAUUUGCUCAACAGCUAUGCACUGCUUUGCUCUUCUUGAGUACUCCCGAACUGAAUAUAAUCCACUGUGAUCUAAAACCCGAGAAUAUACUACUUUGUAAUCCCAAACGAUCAGCCAUCAAAAUUGUUGAUUUUGGUAGUUCAUGUCAGCUGGGGCAAAGGAUAUAUCAAUAUAUACAAUCUCGUUUCUAUCGUUCGCCGGAAGUUUUACUGGGCAUACCUUAUGAUUUGGCCAUCGACAUGUGGUCCUUGGGUUGUAUUUUGGUGGAAAUGCAUACUGGCGAACCGUUGUUCUCCGGCUGCAAUGAAGUCGAUCAAAUGAAUAAAAUUGUCGAAGUGUUGGGCAUGCCACCCAAAUAUCUGUUGGAUCAAGCGCACAAGACUCGUAAAUUUUUCGAUAAGGUGGUCUCAGAUGGUUCGUACGUAUUGAAGAAAAGUCAAAAUGGCCGAAAAUAUAAACCGCCUGGGUCUCGGAAAUUACACGAUAUAUUGGGUGUAGAGACGGGUGGUCCGGGCGGCAGGCGCAUGGAUGAACAAGGUCAUUCGGUGGCGGACUAUCUGAAAUUCAAAGACUUAAUACUGCGAAUGUUGGACUUCGAUCCGAAGACACGUGUAACGCCCUACUAUGCUCUGCAGCAUAAUUUCUUUAAGCGUACCUCAGAUGAGAGUACCACCACCGGUGCUGGUGCAGUACAACCUGGUAGUAUAGCAAUAUCUUCGCCUUCCGUUAGUUCAACGUCGUCAUCAACGGCUGCAUUGGUGCCUGGACAAAUGUUAUCAGCCAGUACGGUGCAACAUUCAGAGCAACAAAGUCACGGUCUUCUAAUACAUCCGUCCGCCCAACAGCCAAACAGUUUAGGUGGCGGUAAUUUUAUGCGUUCACGGGCAAUUGGCGGUGCUGGUAAUGGCGGCAGCGGUAGCGGCCCCCAGAGUUUCGACCAAAGCAGCCUGAUGAUGAAAUCCCUCUAUGAACAACAACAGCAGCAGCAACAACAACAACUUUUUGCCGCCCAACAGUCAUUGCAAGGCCUCCUAUCACCCGGCAGUAGCAGUAGUUGUAGCAGUACCACUCAAAACAAUAGUCACCAUCAACAAUAUCCAUUGGCCAUGGACUGUGAUCCACCAUUAACUACACAACAGAUGCCACCACCACCGCCACCCCAACAACAAAUACGUUUCGGACUCGGCUCUUCGUCGUCGUCAUUACAGGGUGGCGGUGUAACGUCUACUACAUCGGGGCCUGUGGGUGGCUCAUCAUCGUCAUCAUCUUCGGGUGGUGGUUCCUCAGGUUCGACAAGUUCACGGUUGCGUCAAAAUUCGGGCAGUAGUGGCGGUACAAACAGUGUUUUCGCCAAACAGCAACCCCAACAAUCAAUGGUUCACUCAUCGAGUCAGCAGCCGCCACCAUUGCCACCGCAAGGUGUAACACAUCAUCACAGCUAUGCACCCGCUUCUUUACCCUUAGAUUUGGUACAUCAUCCGCUAUCAGCGGCGGCCUCGCAUUUAAUGAUGACCGACUCGAGUGUUAUAACGGCUUCUGCUUCAGCGACCGGACCUGCCUACACAUCUUGGCCCAGUUCAGGGCCCAAUAGUCAUCCCUUUGGUAUGCCACCACCUCCGCAGCCAAUUCAAUCGAAUAUGGUUGUAGGUGAUAUGGUGCCGCCACCAAUACCAGGCCUUCACUUACAGCAGCAGCAACAGCACCAUCAAAUGCAACAACUACAACAUUCACAAAGACGUAACGAUUCGCAGGGACGUCUACCGCCGGGCAGCGCCACAAGUAGUAGUUCGAAUUCGAAUAGUGUAGGAGGCGCCGGCGGUGGCGGCAGUGCGACGGCUGGUGGCGGUGGUAGCGGUUCGUCGGCCAGUGGAGAUGCCUCCUCGCCAAUGGUAGGCGUUUGUGUUCAACAAAGUCCUGUUGUUAUUCACUAGU